This is a messenger RNA of Acanthopagrus latus (yellowfin seabream), 2032 nucleotides long. RefSeq names its product 14-3-3 protein gamma-like. Gene Ontology annotation, biological process: signal transduction. The record is from RefSeq and is a predicted model, not a curated record. The transcript has 6 exons. NCBI's taxonomy places the organism in Eukaryota, Metazoa, Chordata, Actinopteri, Spariformes, Sparidae. The coding region runs from base 246 to 1049 and encodes 267 amino acids. Gene Ontology annotation, cellular component: cytoplasm.
AAUCAAGAUUGCGAUUUAUGAUUGGAGCGUCGACGUACAGAUGCACCGCCCUGUUUUAGCACUGAACAGUGGUAUUUUCGCUGCUACUAUCUUCCUCUGCCUUUCGGACCAACCUCUCAAACCGGAGCAAUUUGAGGAGCAAAUUUGGACCUCAGUAGCUCGCAACGUUACUGUGGGGAGGAACAGCAUCCUUGAUCGUCACAUACCCCCCCGGAUCUUUGAUAUCAUCAAAAUAUAUAUAAACUAUGGAGGAUAGAGGUGAUCUUAUUCAGAUGGCCAAGCUGGCAGAGCAGGCUGAGCGCUACGAGGACAUGGCAGGAUACAUGAAGUCGGUCACAAAGAUGGGACAGGACCUGACAAACGAGGAGAGGAACCUGCUGUCCGUCGCCUACAAGAACGUGGUUGGGGCGAGGCGGUCCGCAUGGAGGGUGCUCAGCAGUGUGAGUGCGAAGGCCGAGCAAGACAAUGCAGGCGAAAAGGAAUGCAAGGAUGAACCCGCAGAGAGGAAGAGGAAAAUGAUGAAGGAGUAUCGGGAGAAGGUGGAGGGGGAGCUGCGAGAUAUCUGCGAUGACGUUUUGAUGCUGCUGGAUGAUCAUUUAAUUAAAAACUGCGAGGGUAAAGGAGAUGUAGCUGCUGAGAGCAAAGUCUUCUAUCUUAAGAUGAAGGGGGACUACUAUAGAUACCUUGCUGAGGUUGCCGGAGGAGACGCUAAAGCGGCCGCCAUUGAGAAGUCAGAGGAGGCAUACACUGCAGCAUCUAAAUGCAGCUGUGAAAAAAUGCCACCCACACAUCCUAUCCGCUUGGGCUUGGCACUUAACUUCUCUGUCUUCCACUACGAGAUCCGGAACUGCCCAGAUGCAGCCUGCAAAUUGGCUAAACAAGCAUUUGAUGAUGCCAUUGCAGAGCUGGACCAGCUAUGUGAGGAUUCCUACAAAGACAGCACUCUCAUCAUGCAGCUCCUCAGAGACAACCUGACAUUAUGGACAUCAGACCACGCCUGCGAGGAGGGUGAGGGUGGAGAAGGAGGAGAAGAGCAGCAAGAGCAGUAAAAAAAAAAAAACCCGAAGUCCUCAUUGUUGGGGUCAUCUCCAAAAACAACAAAAAGGAAAAAAAAAAACAACUAAACUUUUUUACACAUCUUUCAUUCCUUAUUUCUCCACUCAAACAUUCUACUGAUGAAACCCAUUGCUGAAAAGAGUUGUGUAAGGAAAAAAAAUCAGGCUUUUCACAAUGCAGAUUUAGAGAACAACUGGUGAAAAGAGAAACCCUCCAUUCUUUCGAUUGGUGUUUGUCCUGGCUCUCCCAUUUGUGCAGGUUCAGCUGUAGAAAAGUAAUUGAUAGCUUGACAAUGUAUGAGACUCCUUGUUAAAGUCAACAACUGGAAGCCUAAACUUCUAUAAAUUGAGAUUUUUUUUUCUAAUAAAUGUUAAGAUAUAAGAAUAUAACAUAGUUCCCCCCCCCAACACCUUUUUUGUUAGCGUCUAUCUCUUCAGUUACAUGGUACGGUCACAGCAGCUGGAGUCCAACUUAAAACGGAUUCAAUUUUCAUACUGCAGGGAAAGCUAGUGCACUUUUACAUGCUGGCAACAAACACUAUAAUACAGCCAAGUAGUGCCAACUGGUUAAAUCCUCACUUUUUGCCCUGGUUAUGAAGCCACUCUUUCACUGAAGCAUGCCUGUUUUGAGGAGGAGGGGUUGGGUGGGUGGUGGGGCUUAUCUGACCAAAUGCAGGGACCUUUUUUUAAUGGGAAGGUGACAAUUGUCAUGCAUGUCUCUUGAGAUAUUACACUGGAAUGGGAACAAAUGCUGUAACACACACAAGUCCAAGUGUCAAGUUUAGUCAUUUUUCAAUGCAGGUUUGUACACAUCCUACAAGAGGGUGGUUUGUUAGUCUGUCCAGUGAUUGUCAUUAGAGAUUUGGACCACUAUCAUUUUGUCAUUCAUUCAAUUGUAGUCCCCAAAAGCCUUGUGGAACUGUUGGAAUCCCUAUGUAUCAGCUAUGUUAACAUGAAUAAAUCAUUUUAUAAACCAA